This is a messenger RNA of Colletotrichum godetiae, 1155 nucleotides long. RefSeq lists its product as uncharacterized. The transcript has a single exon. The record is from RefSeq and is a predicted model, not a curated record. Lineage: Eukaryota; Fungi; Ascomycota; Sordariomycetes; Glomerellales; Glomerellaceae. Bases 187 to 888 code for a protein of 233 amino acids.
AGCCGCGCCGAAUGCUUCCCGACAUAAAUGUCCUGGGGGUUCAACAACUUCGUGGAUCAUCUCAUAACUUCCACCAAUGGCCUCUCUCCUUUCGCAUUCUACCUCAAUGCAGUCGUAUGGUCUACUACCUACAGUCAGCACCUAAUCAAUUCUUGAAAAACUAGUCGACGCUGGUCCAUAGCCACCAUGACGUAUUGUGCGGAAGACGUCCGAGACUUUCUGACAUCUGACUUUCAACGUCCUACACGCCCUCCACAAACGCAGUGGGAAGAGCCACUUCCUUCUUCAUCAACUGAAAUCCACAAACAACGCGAAUCACCGAGAGUUCCUCUCAUUCCGCCUGAGUUAACGACUCAUUGGCGGAAAUCCUUUUGGGUCUCCGAACCUAAGCUUUCAGGGUCCGAAGAAAGUGUCUUAUCCCAGGAUCAAGUCUGUUCUUUAACGUCUUCGGUCACGGAAAGCAAGACUGAUCUCAGCUUGUCGUCUUUUCUGCAAAGGGACUGCGAGUACCAGCUAGGCGGGUUGAGCCCAGUACUUGAUCAGUUCUGUCAACAAACUCAAUUGUCUACACCAUGCUCUAUCUUCUCAGAAAGUCGACCUUCAAACUAUCCGAGUGACGACACUCAGCUUCUGACGAAAUUAGAAGCGCUCCAGCUCCAUCAAACAGCACAAGCUGGCCAAUUGCAGCUAUGCGAUGGCAAUAACGAGGCAGGAGAUGUAGACAUUAGCUCCCUCGACGACCUCAGCUGGGAAACCAGUGAGUCUUUCAAAGAUUUUACGGAAGAUCCGGCUCACCAGUUCUGGAAGUGGGAUGAGACCUUGCAACAAUGGUCCCAUCAGGAUGAAGACACCAAAUCAGUGAUAUAUUGUCCAGUAGAGCUGGAUUAGAAUCGCCAGGGCCCUGAUACACUGGGAAUAUUAAUUUAGAGGGUCGUAUCGAAGUCGGCAUCUGUUUCGCAUGACUUGUAGCUGAAACUAGGCGUUCUCUUGAUUCCACGAACUUGAUUGAAUCAUUUAAGCUUGAGCCGGAUAGAGGCGUAUUGCUUGCAUUGUAUUCUUGGCAAAUUCUUUCCGCUUACAACUUUUCUUGAUAAGAUACAUGCUUCCUAGCUCAAACUCAGAUCAUGAUAGCACGCGUGCUUCUACCUGUCCUUG